UCCCCCACAAGAGCGAGAAGCCCCGGCUUCCCUGAGUUUGAACUAGGACCAGCCGGAAGUCGCUCAAGUCGCGCUGCUUCCUCACUUCAGACCGCACUGACGGAAACUCAAGCGCUGGCAGAGAGGUUCCGGAGCGAGCCCGUCUGGAGGCUGCAGAAUGGAGACCGGGACCGAGGACUGGGGACUGACUCGCCGCCCGACGCUGGCCUCUUCCUGGGAGGCCGCAUGUGGGGCCCUGACCCAGAGCCUCCUUCUCAGCCGGGCUGGGCUCGGCGCCCCGGACUUCGACUGGGAGGAGCUGCUGGCGCCGCCUGCUCCGGGCCAGGAUCUGGUGAUUUUGAAGAGAAGCCUGAGCAGCCAAGAUGAAAACCCCUGCUUCCUUUACCUGAGGUGUGACCCUAAAGGAGGUGAAGAAAUCGUUUCUAUUGGCAUUUUAAGUUCAGCAAGAAAUAUGGAGGUAUAUCUAGGAGAGGAGUACUGUGGAACCAGCAGGGGCAAGAAUGUUUGUACUGUCCUGGAUAACAGUGAUCAUGAAAAGAUUAUUUUGUACAAAAAUUAUCUAAAAUUGGAGCCUGCCACAAACGUAUGUAAAAUAAAAUUACUCUCCUUUGGCGAAAAGCAGUGUGUGUUUAUCAGUAAAGUUGUGGUACACAUGAGACUGAUUUCAGCAAAUUCUUCACCAAGUUCUCCUGCUCUAAGAUCAAGGAUAGACCUUGACAAGGUCCAAACUAUGAUGGAGUCCAUGGGGUCAAAGUUAUCACCUGGAGCUCAGCAGUUGAUGAAUAUGGUUAGGUUUCAGCAGCAGCAUUGUAUUCCCAUUGAAGAACAGAUUCAGUCGGUUUUGGGAAAUACUGCAUACAAGCAUAUCAUUGGACUGCAAUCAUCAUCUGCUUCAGGAACCUUAGACAAGUCAUCCUCCACAUCUUUUCCUUUUAGAACUGGAUUGACAUUUGGAAACAUGACUGAAAACUUAAAAGCUUACAUUGAUAAAUGUCCACAGCCACCUGGUGGAGGAAAUACUGCAUACCUUGAUGAGUGUAAAAUUGUGCCACAAAACCACUCCCUUCUUGAAAAUGAUCUUAAAAAUGUAGUAUCUUCUUUCUUACCAAAGAAAGCCAGUGACAACUCAAAUAUACCUAACUCUGAGUUGCUGCCUUUUCUCCAGAAUUUAUGUAGUCAAGUUAACCAUCUCCAUGUGGGGCAUAAUGCUGAGUGGCAGAGAAACAUCACCAAGCCCAGCGAAGCCAUUCUUGGUUUAGGAAUGGAAGAGCAGCCUGUUUGUUCAUACUUGGAAAAGAUUCUUUCUAAAAGUAUGGAACUGAUGGAAAAGAAACUUACAGACUACAUUGAUCAGCGAAUAUAUAAACUCCAGGAGCACAUAGACGAUAAGAUUGCUUUGUUAAUGGACUUGCUGCAAAAUCCCAGCUCCCCUCCCACUGGGAUGCCUCUAAGACUUUAUGACUCUGGAGAAAGACUUUCAAAUGGCGAAAGAUAAGCUGUCAACAUAUACAGUGUACUGCAGAUAUUUAUUACAUAUUUAUUACAAAGCCAGAACCCAAAAAAGUUAUGAAAAGUAUUUCAUGUCCUUUGAAGGAUUAUUAUUUUACUUAUAUAAAGUGACCUCAGUGUUCAUUUUUAUUAUACUUGUUAUUUUAAAUCCAUACUAUACACUAUUGGUUAACAUGUUACGGUCAUAAGUUAUUUUUGUUUGCAAUAUUUUUCACUCUUACC
Messenger RNA from Cynocephalus volans (Philippine flying lemur), 1731 nucleotides. Its product is annotated as ATPase PAAT-like. The transcript has 6 exons. The record is from RefSeq and is a predicted model, not a curated record. The coding region runs from base 158 to 1495 and encodes 445 amino acids. Lineage: Eukaryota; Metazoa; Chordata; Mammalia; Dermoptera; Cynocephalidae.